AUGACACCUGACCCUGUUACAGAAUGUUCGAAAAAUUAUGUCAGCCCAGUCCAGUGAUUCAGUCCAAGCCCAGCUAUAUUCACAGAAUAUAUAUACCUGUAGUGUUUAAUUCUCCUGCUCAUCGUCUUCUAUUUUCUCACUGUCGUAUCUUCCGCCUCCUAGGGUUUGUAUUCCGACACAAAAAUGGCUUCAGAUUAUUCCUUAGGUGCGAUGGAUCAGAUUAAGAAGAGAAAGCUCGAUGAAAACGGUCUCGUGAUGUUGCCCGAUCAAGACGCCGCCGGGAUUUCAGUGGAAGACUCCCGCAAAAUCCUUGAACCCUUUACCCGUGAACAGCUCCUUGAGAUUGUGCAAACUGCCCUGCUCCGCCACGUUGACGUCCUCGAAUCCGUCCGGUCCAUUGCCGACCGGGACCCAGCUCAGAGGAAGCUGUUCAUCCGCGGCCUUGGUUGGGAUACCACCACGGAGAAGCUCCGGGCACUCUUCGCGCAGUACGGGGAGCUUGAAGAAGCCAUCGUGAUUCUCGACAAGGUCACAGGUAAAUCGAAGGGCUAUGGGUUUGUUACUUUCAAGCAUAUUGAUGGAGCUUUGCAAGCCCUUAAACAGCCUAGUAAGCAAAUUGACGGCCGGAUGACGGUAACUCAGCUUGCCUCUGCUAGGGCUUCCGGUGGUCCUGCUGGGGGAGUGGGAAAUAAUCCUGUGGAUGUUUCAGAGAGGAAGAUUUAUGUUGCUAAUGUGCCUUAUGAUAUGCCGGCUGAGAGGCUGCUUGCGCAUUUUACCAUGUAUGGGGAGAUUGAAGAGGGACCUUUAGGGUUUGAUAAGGAAACUGGUAAAUCGAAAGGAUUUGCUUUGUUUGUUUAUAAAACUGCUGAGGCAGCAAGGUCUUCUUUGGUGGAUCCUGUUAAGAAUAUUGAUGGUCAUCAGCUGAAUUGUAAGCUGGCAAUUGACGGGAAGAAAGGGAAGCCGGGGGUGGGUGGUCCCGGAGGUGGCAACGGAGGGCACAACAAUGGAGUUGGCACAGGCGUGCAAAGUGGAAAUCCGGGCCAGUAUCCUGGAUAUCCUGGGUAUCCUGGGUCUUCAUUUGGCAGUAAUCAAUUGAAUCCGGGAUUGGGAGGUUCAGGUGGUGGUGUCCCAGGGAUGUCUGGGAUUGCAAACCAAGCACCGGGGUCUACAAUGGGAGGCGGUGGUGCUGGAUUUGGUGGUCCUUACGGUGGAGGAUCACAUUAUGGUGGGCCUGGUUCAACUGGAUAUGGUGGAUUGGGUGGAGCUCCUACAGGAUUGGGUGGUCUAGGCAGUGGAGUGGGAGGUGCUGGUCGUGGUUCGUUUUUUGGAGUGCCACCAAGCUCAGGGGGGUUGCCUGCUGGAGAGUAUCAACAAAAUGGACCCUAUAACUUGCCAUCAUCAGGAUAUCAAAGCCAGCAUCACCAGCCUGGAACAUCACCAGCCCCUAGAGUUCCAACUGGAGGAAUGUACCAAGGAGUGCACCCAUACUAUUAAGACAUCAAGCACCAUUGUUGCGGUUGAGGCUUCUUUGAAGACUCCUGCAACAUCAGGUAGCGUUUUCAUAUCAUAUCGCCCUGGGUUUUGGAGUUUCAACAAUUAUCUUCUGGGAAUGGCCAUGAGGGGAACUUUUAUCUAUUACUCUUGUAAAGUUUAUGAUAUUUGAUCUAGGUGUAUAAUUAUGUCUUAUUGACGAUUAUCUUUAUUGGGGCAAGCCAAUUCUGUGCUUGCAAAACCCAAAAGGUUGUAAUAAAAUCGUCAGACAUCAAGCACCUUUGUUGUGGUUGAGCCUUCUUUGAGGACUCCUGCAACAAUAGGUAGCGUUCUCAUAUCCUAUCGCCCUGGGUAGUGGAGUCUCCACCAUUAUCCCUUGGGAAUGGCCAUGAGAAAAACAUUCAUUCAUUAAAUCUUGUGGACUGUUUAUGAACUCUCUGUUUUCGUGGAUUUUGUAAUUCCAAAGUUCCUUGGAUGUCUGGAUUGUUGCUUCCGUGUGUAUAUUGAAAGAAUGUCCAUUGUAUGUGCUUAUAUUGCAGUGCUAUGACUGAUGGAUUGAUGUGUUGCCUCAUUUGUACUCUGGAUGCUUGUGCUUUAGGAUAUCCUUCAUGCAUGAACUUGUGUGAAUGGUACUGCCUGUCUGUAGUCCUAUUGUAAUUCUUGAUUUACAAUCCUUCACGAGGAAUGUUUAGCUGCACAGCUGAUUAGGAAGUAAACUUUAAGAAAAUAGUCUUGUUUCUUUGUGUUUGUUUUGCCUCAGUGUUUGAAUAUAGGGGACUUGGGUCAUUCGUGAUUCCUUUUUAACUGAUUCUGUCUUCUAUUGUCGGUAGCUUUUUCAGUUUCUUUCAUAUUGGCAGUAUUUUGACAUUUGAUUUUCUUCUUUUAGACUUGUUACGUACUCCCAUCAGUCCUAGUUUUCUGGCAAAAGUUUAAACUAAAUUGGACUUGAGUGUGUUAAAUGGACUUAAGCAUUAACAUGUGUGGUUGCACAUUUCCUUUGAGAGAUGCGUUCCUCAUUUUUAAUUUUUCUCAAAGCUCUGCGAUUUUGUAGGCUACUGCUCGAGGAGCUGCUUUAUUUUGUUUAUUACUUUCUUUGUUCAUUAUUUCCAAAAUGUAUGUGGAUUGAUAUACAUUGAUGUGAAUGGAUGUUGGUUCAGGUGUGUGAGGGCUUGUUGGUGCAGUUCCUUUUAUUGGUUCUGGUGAUUUCGUGAACGCAGACAAUUUGAACUCUGGCUUGAUGGUUUUCAUUUGCUGUGUACUUUGGGCUCUUCUUCAAUACUUCUGCCCAUCAUGAAUGCUUGUAGUCUGAGUUGUUAUGCCAGAAUAGUUUCUGUUACAUUGUUGAACAAUGAGCUUGCAAAGUUAAUGAGAUUGUGGAUUGUGGUAGUUUCGAUGCAAAGUGGGCAUUAGAUUGGUUAGGUUAAUUUUCAUGUUGCUGGUGCGAUGUUUUUUUUUUCUGGCCUUUAUCUCAACUGACCCUUGUAUUAGAGCAUUUUCAAACUCUUAGUGAAUAAUUUACAUUUAUUGCUAUUUGCUUGAGCUCAUCCACAAGGUUUUCUUUCUAACUCCCGUGUAUCUAGCAGAGCUGCAAAGAUUGUUCUGAGGUCAUAGUAAAUGGGUUACAAAUAUGUUGUGGUGAUCUGGAUAACCUCUUUGAUGUUUUCUACUGAAUGUUAUCUGGCUUUAUAGUGUGGAAAUUGUCAUUGGCCAAGCGUAACACAUAGAUGAUAUCUUCAUCUCUGUAAGUCGUUAAUUUUCUGAAAAUCUAUGCGGCUGCUUUGCAUUGCUCUCAAGCAUCCUUCUCUCUGAUUUUAUUUCGGUUGUGCCAAGAAGAUGUCUAAAUUGAUUUCAAAAUUAUAUUCAAGUUGGAAUUUUGAAAAUUUUGGUUAAUUACCUUGUAUUUCCUUUUCUAAUUAUUGAUUGGUUAAAAGACCGUUGCCAUGUCUCAUGUCUCUUGUGGUGACUCUCCUACUAACUUUUGCCAUCUUUUCAUACGGUCGAUGUAAGUUUUUGAUAUUGGAAUGUCCAUUGCAUUUUUAAAAUCUAUAUUUUACAUAGGUGAGCAUGGAUGGUUAACAAUGAUUUUUUUGGGUUUACAGUUACAAAUUAUUAUAAUUACUGUCAUUGUCUUCAUUGGCUCCUCUGUGUGAACGGCGGUUUGAUCAAUAAAUAUGGCAAAUCUGAUUCACACGUCACUGUUAUUAAUGUUAAUGAUUUGAUAGUUUCAGUUUGAAUCUUUCAUAAGUGGGCAUUCGUAUGUUUGUAGAAGUUCUCUGAAAACGUCAUAUGGUCUAAUUUAUGUAAUGCCUGUAAUCUCAGAUUAAUUGGCGGGCAGAUGUAAUAAAUGUUGUCCAUGUGUGUGAUUUGUGUAUAGUUCAUUCCAGCAGCUUGUUUGAAUUUUCUUGCAGCUGUGUUCUUUGAGUUCGUGUAGAUUGUUUGUGCUCAGGGCAAAUUCUUGAUUUUACUGUGUGUUACAAAUAAUUAAUCUGAUUGAAGAGACCUUAAUAUGUUGAUGAAUACACCUUAAUAACUUGAACGUCAAUUAAAUAGGAGUCUCUUCUUGAGUGAUAUCCUCUCCUUGAACAUUGUCUCGAUUAUGUCUUUAUUCGUCUCACGACCAUACUCCACAAGGUGAAAGAAUAAUUCUUAUUUUGCAACAUAUAAAACAACUAUAUGACGUGGUGAAAACAUUGCCCUUAAUAGGGUUCUUUUAUUUGGGUUAACAUCUUCGGAUUCAUUAAAUGAGAGGCGUCUCGGUGGUUUAUGAUGCACCUUCUCUUUUUCAAGGACUAAGUUGAGUGCUGGUUGAGUAGAAUAAGAAAUCAUGUUCGCGACUUCUAGUCCUUGGAAUCUAGAUCCCCAGUCCUUGGAAUCUUUAGCUUGUUGCCACUGUCCAUCCCUUUUACUCCUUUCUAUUUUCUCAACCUGUUUCACAGAAAGUUCUUUAUUGAGAACUUGGUGCUGUGAAAGGUUCUUCAGAUACGUGGUUCUUGGGGAAGUGAAAGUCGAUCUUUUAUUACGCAGAUUGAACAAUGAAGUGUGUGGGUUUGUUGUUUUCUUGGUUAAUGAAACAUUUUUGCUUGCCCCUCGGAUAUAUUCUUGAAUGUGACCCAUUGGUGUUUAGUCCGAUUCUAUUUCAAAUACAAUUUUACCAUCAAGUUAUGAGGACCAUUUGGUUGAAAUUGUGCCGGUGAAGAUGAGUUUGGAGACUUUGUUGGACCUAUGUAGACAUCUAUACAGGAAUACGGGCUGACAAGUAUGUGGUACUGUUGAAGUGCUGUGGGCCAAUAGAUGUGUCUUGCCGCUUAUGAUUGUGGUGGUGCUUAAACUCCACUUGGGGACUUGUCAUCUGAAACAACUUGUCAUCUGAAACAUAGUAGUUCUUUGUGCAUGACUUUGAGGAUACAGGAUUUGUGCAGUUGUGGCCGUUUAGCCAUUGAUUAAUAGGGAUUUCUGUUUAGGUUCUCUGCUUAGCAGUUGCAUGUCAAUCACAGUAACAGUUUUAGCUUAAAGUCAGUAGAAGAAAAGUGAUGAUUUUUUUUUUUUUCUCAGAGUUUGUAAUUCUAUUUGUUGUUCAAUGACACUAAUCGUUUUAAGCACAAAUGUUUUCUCAUCCUGAAUUUGCUUAUUUGCAACUCUCAAACUGCCCAAUUAUGAUCUCUUGUUUGCAUACAUGUUCUUGUCGGAGUAUGGCUGCGGUCUGACAUUUUUUUACCCUCCAGGAUUCUUAGCAAGCACUGUAUGAACAUGCUAAAAACAGUAUUAACCAAACAACAGUAGUAAUGUCUAUAAAUGAGAAUAUUUCAUCACAAAUGGACUAGCCUUACAAAUCUAAUUGGUAAAUUGAUGAUUAGUAAACACACAAGUUGGGUAAAUUCUCUUCAAAGGUUGAAGAGUGGGUGUUGAGGUACUUAAUUGACUCGUGUAUUCAUCGGAAGCUGAACUUCGAAAUGGCGGGGAGAUCAUAUAACAAAACCAUCUCUUUUGUCUCCAAACGUGGUGCAACCAGCCUGCAAGACCCUUUCAAGACUGACCUAUAUUUUCUGCAUGGUAAUUCCCGAUUCAGACCUUCGUGUUUACUAAUCCCAAUUCUCAUCUUUUACUACAAGAAAAAUUAUACACAAUAUAUGUAGAUUGUAUUAAUUCUAGUAUAUUUUAUAAAUUAUAAUGUGAAUUAUUUUUUUGGGAGGAUAGAGAUAAGUAAUAUACAAUUCCUCUAUGCAUAUGAGAUUCCUG
This is a messenger RNA of Oldenlandia corymbosa var. corymbosa, 5727 nucleotides long. Lineage: Eukaryota; Viridiplantae; Streptophyta; Magnoliopsida; Gentianales; Rubiaceae. The record is from the annotation of a GenBank genome assembly.